CAACGUACAUGGUUACAAUGCUGUUGCCUAAUUCUUGGGCACGCAGAGAUACGUCGAAAGUUAUGGUACCGUCCCUUGUAAGGCAUGAGAGUAUAAGUAUGGUGUACUUUAACGAGAAAGAGAACGCAAGAACUACUUCAGCAUUUUAUUCAUGUCGUUGAGUCUGACACGAUGACUUCUAUCUUACCAUCCCUCAUGGCAGUGUUCAAUUCUUUGCGUAGCCACGCGACACUCAGCUUGGCCACGACGGCUGCUUUAUUCGGACUCGUGAUAGCCUAUCGAGACUAUCGUGCGUACGUCGCCAUGGGACCGCACGGGCUGCCAGACAACUUUUACGGUUGGCAGCGGCAGUUGAUGAUGGCGCGCAGGGCUCGCAAGGACGUCACAGCUCAUGCUCCGUACGAUGAAUCUGUUGUUGCAAAGGCCCUCGGCGCCCAUGCGAAGACCUCCUUUCUAUCGAAGCCGCUGACCCCCCGUGUCGGGGAACGGCCUCGAAUUCCUGGGUUCGUUGCUCCCCAACGCCAAGUUACUGAAAUCGCGACCGAAUCGAGAAAACGAGACAUGUUUGCGUACAUAAAGUCGUUGGUUGAGAUGAAUGACUCUAUGUUGCAAUCAGAAUUAUCUUGCCUCGAAGGUCCCGUUCCGGCCUUGCAGCUCAAAGACGGUGUAAACGGGCCGAGUUUCCUCGACAAAACCCGUGGGGAAAUCGCUCACAUUCACCCACCUGAUGGAAGCACGCAUCUGGUUUUGUCCCUCGCCGAUUCCGAGGAAGUCAUUGCAAAAGGUUGGGGACAAAGACAUAGACUUUCAGGUGGCUUUUUGCCCUGGACGUAUACAUUGAUAUAUGCACCACGAACGGACGAGGAAUUUGAGGUUUGGAAGGACAUUGUUAUUGCCGUUGCUAGGUUUUGCUGCAAAGAUGAGGGGGACAUUCAAGCUCCUCGACUGUGAUGUGAGCAACAGCAGCAAUUUCUAGUUUUCCGGAGUUCCUCCAUACUAAAUAAGUCUUCAUUGCUUUGCUAAAAGUUGUGCAAAUCGGGUUUAAGUGUUCGAAUUCACAUAAUGCAAGUGCAGAACACCAGUUGUUUCGUCAAGCACUGCUUCACCAUCAUUCAAUAUUCGGC
Messenger RNA from Verruconis gallopava, 1124 nucleotides. RefSeq lists its product as uncharacterized. The transcript has 2 exons. The record is from RefSeq and is a predicted model, not a curated record. Lineage: Eukaryota; Fungi; Ascomycota; Dothideomycetes; Venturiales; Sympoventuriaceae. Bases 172 to 951 code for a protein of 259 amino acids.